This is a messenger RNA of Xenia sp. Carnegie-2017, 2085 nucleotides long. Its product is annotated as fez family zinc finger protein 1-like. NCBI's taxonomy places the organism in Eukaryota, Metazoa, Cnidaria, Anthozoa, Malacalcyonacea, Xeniidae. The record is from RefSeq and is a predicted model, not a curated record. Gene Ontology annotation, biological process: regulation of transcription by RNA polymerase II. Gene Ontology annotation, molecular function: RNA polymerase II cis-regulatory region sequence-specific DNA binding; DNA-binding transcription factor activity.
ACGCAUUUCUGAGUAGGCAGGCAAGAGUACAAUCCACUUAAGGUGAUAAACUUGCAGCUUGUCAAGCACAAAGACAUCUUUUACUUGGGAUAAGUUUGGAGACAAUCCUCACAGCGACCCUUUCUAUAGAAAAGUUUAUUCCAAACUUUUUUCAUCGACUUAUAAGUUGAACGUUAGUCCUCGCAGUCCUCAUUUAACUCAAGUGACAUGCCAAGAUCUUUUCUUCUACGUAGAAAUGUGUCAAAUCAAACAAACGACAAUGGUGCCAUAUUACCCGAAAAAGGAUAUGACACAGGGUUGUUGCAAUGUGAUAAACCAAAAUUGGAAGAACGAGACAGGUCUUUUUCGCAGUCGAGAGUAUUUUGGCUUGGCAACGGGACACCAAAACUAAGGCAUCUUUCACGUAUCAAAGUUUCAUCGAUGGUGAUGACUUGAAAACAGCAAACGUGCUAUGAAUGAUCGGAGAUUGUUUGACCUCGUAUCUUCACUUGAUAUAAAUGGCAUAGAAGACCCGCAAACGGCAAAAAGCAUAUGUAGCCGGUCAGUUCCACCGCCUUCGUCGGGGAAACCCGUCUAUAAAUGUGAACAAUGUGGAAAAAUCUUCAAAACAAAGUAUACUUUGACGAUUCAUCUCAAGAUGCCCAGUCACACAGGCGCACGACCGUUCGUUUGCAACAUUUGCGGAAAAGGCUUUCGUCUUUCGAGCACGUUGUGUCGACAUAAGAUAAUUCAUACAAACGACAAACCCCACAAGUGCAACGUUUGCCAAAAAGCGUUUAACCGCAGCUCCACUUUAAAGACGCACAUUCGAACACAGCGAGAAAAGGAAUUUGUUUGCGACAUUUGCGGUAAAGGAUUUCAUCAAAAAGGCAAUCUUCGCAACCACUUGCUUAUUCACACUGGAGAAAAGCCAUACAAUUGCAGACUGUGCAACAAAGCAUUCAACAAACUGUCGAAUCUGAAAUUUCACCUUCACGUUCACACGGACAACACGCCUUAUCGUUGCCGUUACUGUAAAACGGCCUUCUCUCGCCGUUGUGAUCUCAAACAGCAUAUUCGCACGACACACGAAGAGCAGAGCAAUGAUUUGCUUACCGAAAUUGAUGAAAUAUGAACGUGUUAAAAAAUGCAUGUUCUCUGUAUGCUGCAUAAUGAUGUCAGCUGUUUGAGGCGGUUUUGCCUGCUUUAUAUACUUUAGUAGUAACCUUUAUGUAAUCGCUUAUUUAAUUAAUUUUUUUCUGAGUUGUUCAAGACAUGGAAAGCAAAGUCUCUCCUCUGCCACACACACCAACUAAGAAACUAAUCAUACGACGAAUUUCAUACAUGUGUAAACUCUUUAUAAAAUACAUGGUUCUAAUUAAACGCCUUUCAUCCUACUUUCUCUUGAAAGAUAUAGUUCCCAAAUUUCUGAAAUCUGGUGUUGUUUAUCUAUUUAAGUGUCGACAAUGCUAUGCGUCGUACGCUAGUCAAAUCACGCGCCAUUUACACACCAGAGUAUUAGAAAAUUUGGGUGUCUCUCCAUUGGCAGAAAAAACUUCAUCCAGUCCAAUCAAUUUCAGUGUGCUCACCCACCUCAAAACUACAAAUUACUCCACAGACUUUGAAGACUUCGUCAUUCUAACAUCCUCUCCUAAUGCAUACGAACUAUCCAUCCACGAAAGCCUCCUCAUUUCCAAGCUUAAAUCAUCUCUUAUUGUUCAAGGCAGUUCUAUCUCACUAAAUAUUUUCUAAUUCCAUUCAAUCCCACUCUAUGCCUUAACAUAAAAAUCACACAACACUGUCAUCACUAUACCUUGUAAUUUAGCACCCUGAAAAUAAUGUAUAAUUAGUAUAUAUGUUUUCUAACUUCCUACAUGUAUGUAUUGUGAUCUGAAGUUAAAGACGAAAUGUUAUUGUUAAUAAAAUUAUAUACCCAUAGCCAUAUUAAAAGUUUUAUGUUGGGAAAUUAUAUUCAUACUAAGAAUUUGCUUUCCGCCUGGCAAAUUCAUUGUCACAAUAUGGUUACUGUCUGUAAAAUUAGGCUAAAUACAUGAUACAGAAGAAUGGAAAUGCAAAAGUAGAGACAAUAAAAGUAGAAAUAUUAAA